Nomascus leucogenys (northern white-cheeked gibbon) is the source of this 1569-nucleotide messenger RNA. The record is from RefSeq and is a predicted model, not a curated record. NCBI's taxonomy places the organism in Eukaryota, Metazoa, Chordata, Mammalia, Primates, Hylobatidae.
GGCUCAUUUGCAGACAUAUGGGUGAUUGGUACAGUAGGUUUAUAAACAGAAGUUUAAACUUGUAAGCUUAAGCUUCCGUUUAUAAACAGAAGUUUAAAAUUAUAGGUCCUGUUUAACAUUCAGCUGUGUUAACCCACUCUCAUCUUUCUGUGGUUUUACACUUUGUCAAGAUUUCUUUACAUAUUCAUCAAUGUCUGAAGAAGUUACUUAUGCAGAUCUUAAAUUCCAGAACUCCAGUGAGACAGAAAAAAUCCAAGAAAUUGGCAAAUUUGGGGAAAAAGCACCUCCAGCUCCCUCCCGUGUAUGGCGUCCAGCAGCCUUGUUUCUGACUCUUCUGUGCCUUCUGAUGCUCAUUGGAUUGGGAGUCUUGGCAAGCGUGUUUCGCAUAACUUUGAAGAUAGAAAUGAAAAAAAUCAACAAACUACAAAACAUCAGUGAAGAGCUCCAGAGAAAUGUUUCUCUGCAACUGAUGAGUAACAUGAAUAGCUCCAACAAGAUCAGGAACCUCUCCACCACACUGCAAAUAGUAGCCACCAAAUUAUGUCGUGAGCUAUAUAGCAAAGAGCAAGAGCACAAAUGUAAGCCUUGUCCAAGGAGAUGGAUUUGGCAUAAGGACAGCUGUUACUUCCUCAGUGAUGAUGUCCAAACAUGGCAGGAGAGUAAAAUGGCCUGUGCUGCUCAGAAUGCCAGCCUGUUGAAGAUAAACAAUAGAAAUGCAUUGGAAUUUAUAAAAUCCCAGAGUAGAUCACGUGACUAUUGGCUGGGAUUAUCUCCUGAAAGAGAUUACAUUUCUGCUGAGAGCGUGGAUAAUAUAAUCAACUCCUCUGCCUGAAAAUAUCAGAUGAAGAAAGAAACCAGAGUCUCAACCUGCUGGACACUAUUGGAAGUCCAUCAUUUAACACAUGUUUUUAGUAUAUAUUUUUAGCAGGAGACAGCUCUGAGUGACUGUGUUGAGGUGCCACCACAAGUGAGUUUAGGCACUCAGAUCCCUGCAUACUCAUCACAUUGGGCCAUAAUGGCAAAUAGAAUUUUUGUUUUAUUUUGUUGUGUUUGUUUGCUUUUUCCUUCAGAUAGAAAUAGUAAGUGUAGGAGUGUGGGUCAGAAAGACAAGGCAGCCCUACCUCUGGUGGUUGGCAAUGAUAGGAUACAAUGGGAGAUAAGCUAUCUACAAAUGGAGUGGAGAAGGAUAUAUAUUUUAAAGGCCUAAUUUGUAGUGAAAGACUAGAGACAAAGGUAAUGUGUGUGUCAGGAGAGAGUACAGAUGGAAUCUUGUUUUGAAAAUGUAGAAUAUGUAUGUGUUUGUAAUUAUUGCAAAUGGAAUGGUAAUCUAUAAUGGAAUGGAAAACAUUGUAGAUAUUUUCAAUUACCAAAAAGAAAACUGAAAAAGUAUAUAAUAAUUGUAUGUAUGAUAUAUAUGUGUGUGUGUAUAUAUGUAUGUAUAUAUAUCUCUUCACUUUUUAACUCUGUGUUGUUUUGGGGUUUGUUUCUGAAAGGGGGCUGUAAUAAAUGACAUCUGUGCUAUGUCACCACAAAUAAAUCUCAUUCUUAAACAUUUAAUUGAUGAACUUA